This is a messenger RNA of Penicillium concentricum, 285 nucleotides long. RefSeq lists its product as uncharacterized. NCBI's taxonomy places the organism in Eukaryota, Fungi, Ascomycota, Eurotiomycetes, Eurotiales, Aspergillaceae. The transcript is spliced from 4 exons. The record is from RefSeq and is a predicted model, not a curated record. The coding region runs from base 1 to 285 and encodes 94 amino acids.
AUGGUUUUGAAUCUCUUGCUCCGAAGUAUGGAGAUAUGGCUCACCGUUCGAGUACGUUGCUCCGACCUUGGCAUGCGUGCGCUUGACUCCUUCGAAGUCCGAUCUUCCAUCGUAUGGUGGGCCGAGUUCACCAAAAAGUUCAACAUAUCAGAUACGGGGUGCCUCCGGAGGAGCAGGGGAGGCACCAAACUUGAGGGACAAGAUUUCAAGUACAAGAAAUUCCUUGACCAUUUCAAGGAAGAGCUGAAGGACCAGAUGAAGGGAAACCCGCGGAACAAAUUUUAA